AUGGGUCCACCUGGAUGCGGAAAAACGACCGUUGCCACCCUCCUUUCGCGAUGUAGUGACUUUAAAUUAGUAAAAAUAUCACAUAUGAUUAAAGAAGAGGUCGAAUCUGGAGAUAAAUGGCGCGCAAAAACGAUUAUGAGCUUCACCCAAGGAUUUAGAAGAUUAUGUCCAAACGAAAUAGUACUCAAUUUACUAAAAGAAGUUUUUUACACAACAUGCAACGAUUCCGUCGGAUACAUCCUCGAUGGUUUUCCCAUUGAUUUGGACCAAGCUAAACAAUUUGAAUUCGAAAUCACUAAAGUAUUUAUGAUCAUUUAUCCAACUUUAUCUUUAAAUUCGUUCGUGAUGCGAUAUCGCCCUCAAAUGACCGAAGCGGAACUCGAAGAAGCUAAAGAGAAACAUAUUGAGCGCAGCAAAUUGUGUCAAAACGUGUAUAGGCAUUACGAACAAAAAACUUUAAAGUGUAACUCUUUACAUCCGAUUGAUUCUAUUUUAAACGAACUCGUUUUAGAUUUAGAUCGAUACUUUGGAUAUAAAUUUAGAUUUAUUUCUGAUACGACUAAGACAUCAAACACGCGAAAUGUUCACUAUGAAAUGCGAUGUUCAGCGUCGUCGUCUCCUCUCGCCCAAUGUAACAUUCGUGAAUAA
This is a messenger RNA of Onthophagus taurus, 648 nucleotides long. Its product is annotated as adenylate kinase isoenzyme 1-like. Gene Ontology annotation, molecular function: ATP binding; nucleobase-containing compound kinase activity. Lineage: Eukaryota; Metazoa; Arthropoda; Insecta; Coleoptera; Scarabaeidae. Gene Ontology annotation, biological process: nucleobase-containing compound metabolic process. The record is from RefSeq and is a predicted model, not a curated record.